AUAAAAAUAUUUACAUUUUACAUGCUUUAUUGUUGGGUUGUUGUGAUACUUACAUGUGAGCAUUACUGUCAGUGGUAUUUUUAAUAAUUUCAAAUAAAAUGUCUUCUGAUGAAGAGAACGAUCAAAUUCAAGAUCUCGAGGCGAUUCGAGAUAAAAUUUUAAGCUCAUCUCAAGGUGAGCGGAUGCAAGUAAGCGCUUGGGAUGAUGACAACACCGGAGUUGAAACCCAACGAAACCCUGAAGAUCCUGAAGCCAGAGCUAUUUUGAAAGCUGCAGAAAAUGGCAACAUUGAACGAGUUACGAUUCUUUUAGAUAAAAAUCCAGAAUUGGUUCAUGCUACUGAUAAAGAUGGUUAUACUCCACUUCAUAGAGCUUGUUAUGCGAAUCAUACAAAAAUAAUUGAGGUUUUGUUGAAGAGAGGAGCUAAGAUUGAUGCUAAAACUAUUGACGGAUGGGAACCCUUACAUUCAGCUUGUCAUUGGAAUAAUGUUGAAAGUAUUACACUUUUAGUUGCAAACGGAGCUAAUAUCAAUGCUCUUAGCAACGGUAAUCAGACUCCUUUACACUUGGUAUGUGCUAGUUCACACAAUUCUCCAGCUCUUCAAUUACUGCUUCUUCAUCCGGACACAAAUCCUGAGCUGGUUAAUUCCAGUGGUGAUACUGCUCAGAUGGUAGCUACUAGAACUGGAAAGUACUAUCCAAUGUUUGAAAUAAUAGAACCGUGUUUACGUGAAAUUUAAUAUAAAUUAAAUUUUAUACAUAAUCAAUAAGGAAUUUUUCAUAGAGAAUACAUAAAAAUACAAUUA
This is a messenger RNA of Cotesia glomerata, 806 nucleotides long. Its product is annotated as ankyrin repeat domain-containing protein 49-like. Gene Ontology annotation, molecular function: protein binding. Bases 99 to 740 code for a protein of 213 amino acids. Lineage: Eukaryota; Metazoa; Arthropoda; Insecta; Hymenoptera; Braconidae. The record is from RefSeq and is a predicted model, not a curated record. The transcript has 3 exons.